CUUCCCCCCCCGCUCUCUCUUUCUCUCUCCUUCUCUUACCAUCACCAUUACAAAAUGUUCAGUUUUCUCUAGUCGACAUGUCCUUUUUAUCUGUUAUCUGAUAACUUUUAAUUCUUAGUACCUUUAGAUUGUAUUCUGUUACAUGUUCUUACUGUUUAAUUAGUAGUAAGAAUUGUCAAAUGUCACAAGUUAAUUACAAUAGUACAAAAUACAAAUCAAACACUAAAAUACACUAUACAAAAAAGCAAUUACAAAGAUAUUAAUAUAGUUAAUAGAAUGGAAUUGAAAAUGGAUUCGAGUUAAGGGAGGAGUAUGAAAAUAAACAAAAAUCUUUUAGGAUAAAUUGUUAAAAGUGUUCAAACUAUGUUAUACUUUGUGAGAAUUUAAAUAUGAUAGAUGAAAAUUUGACCACAUGUCAGGUACGUUUUCAAAACGUAUGGAUGUAUGAAUUCUUUGGUAUCACUUUUAGUAGGUAAAUAAGAACCAAAUUUACUUGGUCAAGAGUCCACUCUCGGAAAAAGUGUAUAAAUAAGCAACAACUUAUACCCAUAAUUUCCAUUCAUUGGUUACGUUCUUUGUUGUGACUUCCUGUUUCUUCUUCCAUUUGGGUUCUCACAACAUCUCCUUUCCCUCUCUCUCUCUCUCUCUCUAAAUUUAAUACCCUUUCUCCACUUCUUUACUACUUUAUUGCUCUAAUUUUUAUUUCCAGAGAAAUUAAAGGUUUUCAUAUCAAUGGAGACUUCAUCUUCUUCUUCGUCUUCUUCUUCUUCAUGUAUGAAAUGGAGCUGUGAAAAUGGGUAUCAACCUCAUGUUCUUGCUGUUGAUGAUAAUCUUGUUGAUCGUAAACUUGUUGAGAAAUUGCUAAAAAACUCCUCUUGUAAAGUAACGACGGCAGAAAAUGGUGUGAGUGCUUUGGAGUUCUUAGGAUUGUUGGAUGAACAUAAUCAACACACCAACUUUGAACGCUCCAAUUGGCAGCAGAGGUCAAAAGUGAAUAUGAUCAUCACUGAUUAUUGCAUGCCAGGAAUGUCUGGAUAUGAACUUCUCAAGAAAAUCAAGAGAUCUUCGAAGAUGAAGGAAGUUCCUGUGGUGGUUGUAUCAUCAGAAAACGUGCCCACUCGCAUCAACAAGUGUUUAGAGGAAGGGGCAGAGAUGUUUAUGCUGAAACCCUUGAAACAAUCUGAUGUUGUGAAGCUCAAAUGCCAAUUCAUGAACUGAAAAAUGUUUAGAGGUUGAGGGUGAGGUUGAGGGUGUUAUAUGCAAGUUUUGUGGAAGGAUUAGGGGAAGUUGCAUCAAUUUCUUGUGUUUUAUUUUUAUAUUUGUUCAAUGGAUUUGGGUUGCAAUAUAAUUCCAAUCAUUUUGAUUUCAUGUC
Molecule: messenger RNA, 1372 nt
Organism: Cucumis sativus (cucumber)
Lineage: Eukaryota; Viridiplantae; Streptophyta; Magnoliopsida; Cucurbitales; Cucurbitaceae
Product: two-component response regulator ARR17
Exons: 5
Coding region: 733-1218 (161 amino acids)
Biological process (GO): cytokinin-activated signaling pathway; phosphorelay signal transduction system
Source: RefSeq, a predicted model, not a curated record